This is a messenger RNA of Anolis carolinensis (green anole), 1927 nucleotides long. It is a transcript of the gene crlf1, whose product is annotated as cytokine receptor like factor 1. Bases 609 to 1781 code for a protein of 390 amino acids. The record is from RefSeq and is a predicted model, not a curated record. The transcript is spliced from 8 exons. Gene Ontology annotation, molecular function: cytokine binding; cytokine receptor activity. Gene Ontology annotation, cellular component: external side of plasma membrane; signaling receptor complex; CRLF-CLCF1 complex. Gene Ontology annotation, biological process: positive regulation of tyrosine phosphorylation of STAT protein; cytokine-mediated signaling pathway. NCBI's taxonomy places the organism in Eukaryota, Metazoa, Chordata, Lepidosauria, Squamata, Anolidae.
AUAAUAAUAAUAAUAAUAAAAUAGAUGCAAGCAAAAUGUCAGGAGAGAAUGCUUCCGGAACGUGGCCAGACUGCCCGGAAAACUCACCACAACUCUGGCCGUGAAAGCCCUUUGACCACACACAGUAAUAAAGGUUAAUAAUAAAUAAAUAAAUAAAUACGUAGAUGCAGGCGAAACGUCAGGAGAGAGUGCUGCCAAGAAGCCACCCCCCCCUGGAGGCGGGCGUGGGGUGUGUGGUAGGUAUUUGCUCCAUGAGUCAGAAGUUGAUCUUUUUUCUUUUUUUCCCCAAAGCCGGGUGAUUGAGUAACAGGCAGAGAAAGAAGAAGGUCAGGACGAGAGAAAGAAAGAAAGAAAGAAAGAAAGAAGAAAAGAAGGAGGGAGAAAGUUUUUUUUCAGUCUGCGGGGCGGGGAAGGGUGGGCAGAAGAAGGGACUUGUCACCGCAAAAGAAAAGCUGCUCAGACUUGCCUGAGAAGAAGAAGAGGAGGAGGAAAAUCCCGGCUGGAUCCGGAGGACGGAGAACUAGAAAGCCUUUCCCGGGAAGAUCACCUUCUUCUUCUUCUUCUCCUUCUUCUCCUUCUCUUUCUCGUUCUUCUUUUCCAUCCCGAGGAUGAAGUCCUUGCUCCUUUGCCUCUGGCUCCUCCGGGCAGAUUCCCUGAUGUCGCGUCCUGCUCCGCUGGCGGUGAUCUCCCCGCAGGACCCCAGCCUGGUGAUCGGGGCCUCUCUCUCGGCCAGUUGUGCGGUCAGUGUGGAGUCGGGCCUGCGGGCGGAGGAGCUCUACUGGACGCUCAACGGGCAGCGCCUGCCGGGGGAGAGCUACCACCUCCUGGGCCCACGCCGCCUGGGACUCACCCUGGCCCCGCUCAACGGCUCCCGACAGCACUCCGGGGACAACCUGGUCUGCCACAGCAAGCGCGGAGGGGCCAUCCUGGCCGGGGCAUGCCUCUACGUCGGGCUGCCGCCAUCCAAACCCACCAACAUUUCCUGCUGGUCCAAGAACCUGAAGGAUCUCACGUGCCAGUGGGCGCCCGGAACCGAGGGCGAAACCUACCUACACACCAAUUACACCUUGAAGUAUAAACUGAGGUGGUACGGGCGGGACCACGCGUGCCAGGACUACCACACGGCCGGGCCCUACUCCUGCCGCAUCCCCAAGGACCUGGCCCUCUUCACGCCCUACGAGAUCUGGGUGGAGGCCUCCAACCGCCUCGGGGUGGCCGUCUCCGAAGUCGCCAUGCUGGACAUCGUCGACGUGGUGACGACGGACCCCCCCUCGGACGUGCAGGUGAGCCGAGUGGGGGACUUGGAGGACCAGCUGAGUGUGCGCUGGAGUGCCCCGCCGGCCCUCAAGGACUUCCUCUUCCAGGCCAAGUACCAGAUCCAGUACCGGGUGGAGGACAGCUCCGAGUGGAAGGUGGUGGACAACGUGGGCAACCAGACCUCGUGCCGGCUGGCGGGCCUGCGCCCGGGCACGGUCUACUUUGUGCAGGUCCGUUGCAACCCCUUUGGCAUCUACGGCUCCAAGAAGGCCGGCAUCUGGAGCAGCUGGAGCAACCCCACCGCCGCCUCCACCCCACGCAGCGGGCGUGUUCCGGGCGUGUGUGAGCCCAAGAGCGGGGAGCACAACAACACGCUGCGCCGGGAGCUCAAGCAGUUCUUUGGCUGGAUGCGCAAGCACGGCACCUGCAACAACCUCAGCAUCAAGAUGUACGACCAGUGGCGCGUCUCCCUCCAGAAGUCACACAAGACACGCAACCAGGUCCUAUCCGGCGAUAAAUCCUAGUCGAAUUUGAAGACUUUUCCCAAGCCAUCGCAUCUUCCUGCCCGUUCGAACCCAUAUAUGUAAAAAUAUUUAUAUACGGACUUAUCGGUUGUGUUUCGGGACUUUCUUGUAUGUGUUAACAAUAAAGCGGUGUCUAUUUCUCCAUA